CGCGCGCUGCGGCGUUUCUAAACCUACAACUCGGCAGACAACCUUUGACUCGAGAGCGCUGCGUUGGGACGAAGCAGAAAGAAGUGUAAUAAUAAAAAGCCAUCGUGCGCUGAGUGGAAAUCUCAUUGCAGAGGUGUCGCUGCAGCUGUGUUCGCGCUGCAGGCAAAGCUCGAUCGUCUUGCUCAUGGGUCCUCUGUGGAUAGCCCUGCUGGCCGUGAUCGUGACAUUCUGUUGCUGGUUCUUCUGGCAACGAGCUUGGAGGUUCUCCCUGUUCAAGAGGCUCGGAAUACCGGGUCCACAGCCUAGCUUCAUAUAUGGCAACCUCGAAGAGCUGCUUGACAAGGGAAUGGCUGCAGCAUUCGACAACUGGAUCACGAAGUACGGUGACGUCGUUGGGUACUUUCAUGGGUCCAUUCCUGCGGUGCUUACGAGUGAUCCUGAAAUGAUCAAGCAAGUGUUCGUCAAGGAUGGCAAGACAAUUACGGGACGGCAAGUUUUCACGUACGUCACAAAACCACUGCUGCUCAAUCAAGUACGACUUACAAGGGUGUUCGGCCAAGAAUGGAAGGAGCUUCGAGGCCUAAUAUCUCCUACGUUUAAAGGUUCUUACAUGAAACAGGCCGUGGGGAUCAUGAAAGAUCGCACCAAGUUGUUUUCGGAAAUGAUAGAGGUGGCCUCCCGAAAGCAGGGUGGAGUGGUCAACAUGCAUGACCACGUCCUCCGUCUGGCAAUGGACGUAGCCAUGGGCGUCUUCCACGGCUCUGUGACAGACGUACAGCGCGGAGACGAGGCUGCCUGCAAACUGUUGCUCAAGUGCCGGCAGUGCACCGGAAUGUUCGGAGAAAGCAAGAUGGUGCUCAUCAAUUCAAUUUCAGAGCUACCAUUCCUCUUCAAGCCGCUGUUGAAGUACGGUCUCUCUCGCGGCGUUCCUAUGGACUCUGUGCUUGCCUACUUCGGGCCAUUCUUCGAAAAGCGGAGGCAAAUGGAUGGAGCAAAGAAGGCAGAUCUGCUCCAGACACUCCUAAAUGCCGAAUCCGAAGACAGCCCACGGAUAAAUUUUCAGCCGGAGAACAACAACAACUGUGGGAAAAAGAAGGUACAUCUAACCUGCCGCACAAGAACACUGGCUAAUGGCACGCUCUUCAUAAUUGCUGCGAUUGAUGCCGUCGCUACACCACUGACGUUUGCAACCUAUCUCCUGGCUAUGCACCAGGACGUCCAAGAUAAACUCAGAGAAGAAGUUCGAAAAGCAGUAAAGAAAGACGGUGAACUCACGUACGACAACAUCUGUAGCAUGGAAUAUCUUGGCCAAGUGAUCUCUGAAGCACUCCGGAUGUAUCCAUCACUUCAUGGGUUUGUGCAGCGGGCUUGCGACGACAACUACGAAUACAAAGGCAGGGUUUUCCCUAAAGACACAGUUAUCGGAGUGCCCGUGCUCAGGAUGCAUUACGACCCAAGGUUCUGGAACGAGCCAGAGAAGUUUGACCCCGACAGAUUCAGUAGCGAAAACCGGCACCAAAUAAAUCCCAUGGCGUACUUACCCUUCGGCGCCGGACCCAGAAACUGCAUCGCAUCGCGUUACUCGGAGCUCCUCAUGAGGGUGACUUUGGCCACGCUUGUCUCCACGCACAAGGUCCUGCCUAGUGAAAGUGAACCGAAGACAACGGGAAGCUUCCGAGCAAACUUCAUUCUCAUGGUUCCCGACAAAGGAAUGUGGCUGCGGACGGAGAAGCUGUCGUCACCAUGAAAGUGCCAACUUAGCGCCAUCUUCGACUCUCGUAAUAUGGACAUUGAGCUAGUGACAUUAUCUAGGCCCUGGCUAGCUCUGGGGAACAAUAAAAAGUACCUGCACUGUGUUCAGUCCUCCCGAUCUGCCCAGUAUUGUCAUAUUGGCAUUGUGCCUGAACCCCGGACAUCGCUACGUCUGAGAUGGGCUUGCGUGGUCUGCCCAUUUAAAUAUUAACAUAACAGAUAGAAUAUGUUUGUGCCUACUCAUCCACAAAGCUUACGGCUCCGGCAAAUAAAAAAGCGCAAAUAGAAAGAAAUCCAUAGAAAGAAAUGAAAAUAGAAAAAUAGCAAAAUAGAAAGAAAUCCAUAGAGCAAAUAAAAAAAAUAACAUGAUAAUAUCU
Molecule: messenger RNA, 2129 nt
Organism: Dermacentor silvarum
Lineage: Eukaryota; Metazoa; Arthropoda; Arachnida; Ixodida; Ixodidae
Product: cytochrome P450 3A31
Exons: 14
Coding region: 185-1747 (520 amino acids)
Molecular function (GO): monooxygenase activity; heme binding; oxidoreductase activity, acting on paired donors, with incorporation or reduction of molecular oxygen
Source: RefSeq, a predicted model, not a curated record